AUGGAUUAUGACCUGUGUAAAAGGUUUGAUACAUUGAGAACCUUUUUACCCGAUGACUUAAUCACAUCUACAAGUAAAGAUAUUCAUACAUUAGGGAAUAUUAAGAAUUAUUGUCCUAGUGAAGGUUCAGGAGGCACAAAAGAAUGUAAAACUGAUUUCGAUAAAAUUCAGGCUGGAUGUUUAUGGUUAUUUGAGCAAUUGUUUGUGAAAAAUAAAAAUAAAAUAAAAAAUAUCAAUGUUGUUGGAUACAUUAUGAUUUGGUUAAGUUAUAUGUUAAGCAUAAAAAAAGAAAGCGAAGUCACAAAUUUAAACGAUUUUUAUAGUAAGCAUAUAGAAAUUAAUACGUAUUAUACUAAUUGUGAUAAUAAUGGUCAAGAUUGUGGUAAUUUAUUAAAAGAAAUAACGGGAUAUAAAAAUUAUAAGGAAAUUAUAGAUACAAAAAAUGAAUUGUUGAAUAUUAAUUUUGAGCAUGUGCCUAAAUUGUAUGAUGCAUUUAAAUCAUUAUGUAUCAUGUAUACUGAAAUUAGUACAAGCGACAGAAAAGAUAAGAAAUAUUUAGAAAAUGCUAAAAAAUUUGUUAACAAAUAUAAUGAACUUAACAAUCCUAAUAAUACUAAAGAUAGCCCCUAUUAUCAAGUAUUGUCUACAUUAUCAAAUGAUUAUAAUAAUUUUAAAAAUUAUUGUAACAAAAUUAACGACGAUUGUAGCGAUAUUCCACCUCUUCCAGAGAUAAAAACAACACAAGAUUAUGUACAAGAUUCUGGACAAACUCCUGUCCAAAAUUCUGAAGCUACAUCAUCAAGUUUGUCGAUAACAAACAAAUUAAUUCCAGUUUUAUCGAUAAUUGUUGCAAUACCAAUAUUCUUGGGAAUUUUUUAUAAGUAUUCGUUAUUUGGAUUUCGGAAACGACCUCAAAAACAACAUUUAAGAGAAAAGUUAAAAAAAUAA
Molecule: messenger RNA, 948 nt
Organism: Plasmodium yoelii
Lineage: Eukaryota; Apicomplexa; Aconoidasida; Haemosporida; Plasmodiidae
Exons: 3
Coding region: 1-948 (315 amino acids)
Source: RefSeq, a predicted model, not a curated record